This is a messenger RNA of Oppia nitens, 1665 nucleotides long. RefSeq names its product chymotrypsin-like elastase family member 1. Gene Ontology annotation, biological process: proteolysis. The annotation marks the transcript as partial. The record is from RefSeq and is a predicted model, not a curated record. NCBI's taxonomy places the organism in Eukaryota, Metazoa, Arthropoda, Arachnida, Sarcoptiformes, Oppiidae. The transcript is spliced from 5 exons. Gene Ontology annotation, molecular function: serine-type endopeptidase activity.
UUGCUAAUCAAGUCUAGUACUGAUCUCUGCGAUGAUACUACUAUUACUAAUACUAAUCCGACUACUUCUACCCCUAUCCCUACUACUACUACUAGUAGUAGCCCUAUAUUGGGAUCACUAUACAAUAUAUCACGUGGUGAUGGAUUUCCCGUAUCAUUGAUAACCAACAGCACUGAUAACAAACAUUUUUGCAGCGGUACUAUAAUAAGUCCCCAUUGGAUACUAACAGCAGCCAAUUGUGUAUAUAAUCGUACAGUUUCUAGUUUUAUCAUUAAUCUUUUCGGAAACCAUUAUCCGGUCAACCAAACCGUUAUACACGACCAAUACUCGGCCGCAACUCACGAAAACAAUAUAGCAUUGGUUAGGGUUGACGGAUAUAUUGUGGACAACAAAAUGAACGAAAUAAUAGCAAUUACUGAUCAAACACCUGCUAACUGGUCACCAGCUUAUCUACACGGCUGGGGAAAAGAUAAAUACGGUUUGAUGAUGAAGGAAUAUAACGCCCGGAUAAUCGAUUUGCAACAGUGCACUGGUAUGAUGUUGUCGUCAAUAACGGCCAACAAUACCGACAACAACAACACAAAUGCAACAACAAAUACACCGAUCAUUAAUAGUAACAAAGUUUGUUUGGUAACCGCUAAGGGAGAGGGUGUCUGUAAUGAUGAUGUAGGUGGUGCAGUGACAAUAGAUGAACCAAACCAAAGAGUUAGUCGUCCAAGUGGUCGAUUAAAUGGUCUCAAAGAAAAAAUACUGAUCGGUAUAAUAUCGGUAGACAUGGCCUGCGGUAUCGAUGGCCGACCCCAAGUUGUUACCCGUAUUUAUCCAUAUAUUCAAUGGAUUAACAAUAAAACAAAUAUUCAUGCGAUUGGCAAUACUAAAAAUAAUAACAAUACUAAUACUAAUCGACCAGAGAUUUGUUCAACUAUUUUACCCCGAUUUAUGUCCAGUUCCGGAUAUCAGGCAGCAUUGAAAACGGAAUUUAAUAAACAGUUAUGUGGGGGUACUAUAAUAAGUCCCCAUUGGAUACUAACAGCAGCCAGUUGUGUAUAUAAUCGACCAGUUUCUAGACUUUACGUUAGUGUUGGUAAACAAAAUUUUGUAUAUAAUGAAAGCUAUUACGGUGUCGACCAAAUCAUUAUCAACGACCAGUACUCGCCAGUGACUAAACAACAUAACAUAGCACUGGUACGGGUCCAGCACUACAUAAUUGACCAUUCACACGUACGUAUAGUUCAAUUGGCCGAUCAAUCAGUUAUCGAGGACGGGACGAAAGUCCAGAUGACUAAAUGGGAAAAUAAUUGGGAUCAUACAUAUCAAAUGCGGACACUUGGUUGGCAACAGUGUAAGUCUAUAAUGACUAACAAUACCAUCACCACAAACAACACAAACAUAGAUAGUAGUAAUGUUUGUUUAGUGGAUUAUUCUACGUAUAGCACCUGUAAUGGUGAUGAAGGAGGACCAGUGACUAUAGAUAGACCACAACAACUGCCCGGAUAUUGUGUCGAUAGUGAAGGAGAAAGUAAAGAACGACUACUAAUAGGUAUCCAAACCGAUGACCUGUACUGCAAAUCUGGUCGACCCGAAGUUAUGCUCAGUAUUAACCCAUAUCUACAAUGGAUUAAACAGAAAACCAAUAUAAGUGCUGUUAGUAGUAGUAGUGGUAGU